Molecule: messenger RNA, 1045 nt
Organism: Microdochium trichocladiopsis
Lineage: Eukaryota; Fungi; Ascomycota; Sordariomycetes; Xylariales; Microdochiaceae
Product: methyltransferase type 11
Exons: 2
Coding region: 122-1015 (297 amino acids)
Source: RefSeq, a predicted model, not a curated record
CCUCACUAUUUAGCUACGUUUGUCAAAGCACAACUGUCGAUCUGGUCGUCCACACGCCGAUGAAAAUUCACGCACCCCACAAGACUCUGCAAGCCAGGACCCCGUGGCCAAAUCGUGUAAAAUGUCGACAUCACGCGCAGCCGUGGCCGAGUUGUACGGCAAGAUUGCCGAGUCGGAGAACACGCGAUUGGCGACUCACCCAAUGGAGCGCGAGAUUACCCUGCGCGCCAUUCGGCACCACCUUUCCGGCUUCGGGUCCGCUGCUGACUCGAGAAACCAGCAGAAACGCAUCGCAGACGUUGGCGGCGGGCCGGGGAAACUGGCCUUUGCGUUGGCGGAUGAGGGCCACCACGUCGACCUCGUCGACCUCAGCCCCGGCCUGAUCGACUUAGCUCGUCAAGAACAGGACAAUCGCCGCGCCAAUACCCAGGGUGAUGAACACCAGGCCCUGCUCGCGAGCAUCGGCGUGGGGGACGCGCUGGACCAGAACCUGCCCCUGGCGGCGGGCUCCUACGAUGCAGUGCUCCUCCUCGGGCCGCUGUACCAUCUCCUGGAGGAGGCGGAGCGGGUCGCCGCGGUGCGCAACGCGCUAAACCUCGCGAGGCCCGACGGCGGGCUCGUCUUCUGCGCCUUUGUCAGCGUCGAGGCGCACCUGCGGGAUCUUGCCGUGCGGGAGCCCCAGCGGCUGGUCGAGCAGAGGGAGUUUUACGCCGCCUAUCUACAAAAUGGCCGUUAUGCAAGACACAACAGCACGCUCGGGACGACGUCACAGUCCUUCCACACGAACAGCAGCGACGCCCGGGACUUCCUCCAGCGGCACUUUGCCGCGGCCGCCGACCUCGUCGGCCUGCGCUCGACCGAGGGGAUCCUGGGCGGCGGGCUCGACAGGAGCCUGGUCGGCGCAGAGCCCGAAGUGGUCCAGGCUUGGGCAGACCUCAUGUUCGAGCAGUACUCUGAGCAGGAGAGGCAUCUCGGCGGCGCAGAUCACCUGCUUGCAGUGUUGCGGAGGAAGUGACGGACUGUGUUCACUGACAGGAGUUUGUCA